AUGUCGAUAAUUGUGAAAACGAUCAUUUUGGCCCUACUUGUUGGUGUUGUCGUCGCCGCUAAAGAUACCUGCAAAGCCAACCAAAUCUUGAAUGGCGAUGCUUGUGUUUGUGCUCCAGGGUAAGCUUUUUAAAAUAACUUUUAAAUUUUGGCAAAAAAAAUUAAAUUUAGCACCAAGUUAUGCCGUAUUUUACCCAUGAUUAACCUGUCAAUAAUUGGUUUAAACAGAGAUAAAUAAAAGAGGUCACUAUAAUAAACCAGAAAGAAAAAGUUAAUAAUGAUUCCCAUUUCAGAUACUUUACCUCAUCUGACGACGAAUCUAAACAGAGAUGUGAGGACGAAUGUGCUGUUGUAAGUUUUUAACUUCAAAAAGUUUUAAAUUUCAACUUCUUUCAUGCACUUACGACACAAUAUAAGUAGUUCUCUAUUAUUUUGGCCUUAUAAUGAAGAUAUAUUACCUUCAAAUUACUAGGCUUUCAAAAUUCACAGUUUAUACCAGCUUUUCAAGCUUCAUAAUAACCUUAAAAGUUUCAUUCCAGCAUUUCAAACCUUACACAAAGCCUUACAAACCUUAAAACAACUUAACGAACUUUAUGAUACUAACUUAAUAAGCUUUAUACUAGCUUUAAAUGCCUCAUAAUAAUCUUUCAAACCUUAUAAUAAGCCUGAUCAAGCUUAUAUUCGGCAUAUGAACUUUACCUUAGUCAUAUCAAUCUUAUACUAGCCAUACCAACCUUAUACCAGCGGUAACAACCUUAUAUUAGCCAUAUAAACCUUAUAUUAAUCAUACAACCUUAUAAUAAGCCUUAUCAACCUUAUAUUAUUAAAAUAAACCUUAUGUUAGCCAGCUCACGCUUAUAUUAGCCAUAUAAACCUAUAACGACCAUGUCAAUCUUAUACUAGCCAUGCUAACUAUAUAUUAACAUCUAAACUUUCUGAAAGACAUAGCGAAACUUAUAAUAGGCUUUACAGACCUUAUAUUAGCCGUAUACGCCACAUAUUAGGUUUGUCAAAUAAUUCUGUGCCCUCUCUCAAAGUAAAUUUUUGGAGCACAGAAUUAUUUGAAAAACCUCAUAAAAGCUUUUUAAAAAUCAUGAUAACUUCAAUCCAAAUUCUACACAUUCCUAUACUUUUAGGCCUACUUCACCUACUUCACAUACGGCCGCUGUGCCGGUGGCUUGUUCGACCGUGUGAGCAAGGAAGACCGACCAGCCUGUGACAUGCGUUGUUCCUUCGACUUCCGUCUCUGGACCAUUAUUGCCAUCUUUGCGACAUUCGCCGCCGCUGUCGCUACAUUGAUCUUCACCAUCCCCAUGUGUGUGGCUACUUGUGCUUCGUGUUUGCAUUCACGUAAGGCCGUGAAACAUACGAAACGCGCCAACGAGACCGCUGCGGCCAAUGGUACUAGCAAAGACUUGCAGGCCGUAUCUUACAAUCCGUAUGCUUACUACAACUACUAUGGCAGAGUUCAUAAUGGAUUGUAA
This is a messenger RNA of Bursaphelenchus okinawaensis, 1483 nucleotides long. NCBI's taxonomy places the organism in Eukaryota, Metazoa, Nematoda, Chromadorea, Rhabditida, Aphelenchoididae. The record is from the annotation of a GenBank genome assembly.